This is a messenger RNA of Tetranychus urticae (two-spotted spider mite), 1395 nucleotides long. RefSeq lists its product as uncharacterized. Gene Ontology annotation, molecular function: protein binding. NCBI's taxonomy places the organism in Eukaryota, Metazoa, Arthropoda, Arachnida, Trombidiformes, Tetranychidae. The record is from RefSeq and is a predicted model, not a curated record.
GCAAAACAAAACUACCGCCAGAAGCUGUUCAUCCAAUGAAAUUAAGUACCAUCUAUCAAAGAAUUGAAUCCAAGGAGAUAACUCUGUGUAAAAAUAGACUUUACCAUUCUGGUAAUCAAUCCAAUCUAGUGAAUCGUCAUUGAUUCUUUUACCGUUUUACAAUCACUAGACUCAAGAAAAACUGUAGUUUUAAGCAUUUUAUGAUAAAAUGUUGAUCAAUGAAAUUCCCAAUGAUUGUUUGCUAGCCAUUUUUGAUUAUAUGGUUGACCUGGCUGAUUUAAUAAGCUGCUAUAAAGUGUGCGUUAAAUGGAGCCAUUUAAUUGCUAAGCGGACUAAAAAAGUUAAAUAUUUGCUCGAUCAGCGUGGUUAUUCAUCUGAUGCUGUUUAUUAUCCAAGACCAUGUUUGUUCGAUGCAACCUACCUGAGUAAAUUAUUUACAAAUUUAACAAUCGCUGAUUUGUCUAUCAAGUUGAAUUUUGAAGUAGAAAAUGUUAUUCAAUUUGUCACCAAACAAAAAUGUUUGAAAGGAUUAAUCAAUCCACUCGACGAACCAAUAGAAAAAUAUUGUGAUAAUCUCGAAAUGCUAUCUGUCGAUGAUUUCAAUCCAAACAAUUUACGAAAUGGUUCCAGCAUAAAGCAAUUGGAAAUUUUUAGUUAUAGGUUAGAGCAUUUGAAAAGAGAUGUUCAUUUGUUCCCAAACCUUGAAAGACUAAAGAUUAAGAUUAUUGUUCCAGACAAUCCCUACGAUGGUCCAGUAUUGGAAAAGCUCAAAAUACUUGAGAUGGCCUUCCGUCGUCCCUGUAAUAACAUUUUUUAUGGUUUCCAGUUAAUGGAUUUUUGUCCAAAUUUACAAAGCGCACAUAUUUUAAUGUGCGCUGAUACUUGGGUUUUUGACGAAACAUUGAAACACAAUAGUUUACAAGAUUUAGUUUUACAAUUUUAUGGAUACGAAAAUGAUAACUGGAAUAAUUUAAAAAGAUUGUUUAUGAAGUAUCCGAAUCUCAAACAUCUUUCGUUGAGGUGCCGUCAGGUUAUAACAGAUUCACAUAUCGAGCAAUUGGUUCGUAUUUUACCCAAUUUAGUGCUAUUGGAUGUUAGUGAAUGUCAGGAAGUCACUCAAAGAGCUGCUGAUUAUGUUAAAGACUAUUGUAAAGGAUAUGGAAGAUCAAUCAAAUUUUACUACAAUGGGAAUCACACUGAAAUCAAAUCAUAUCGGCCUCAGUUAUUCAGUGAACGCGAAUUGCUCACUCGAGGCUUUGAUUUCAUGAAAAAUUGUUUUUUCAGAGACCAUAUACAUCUGUCACUUUUCUUGAUUCCAAUUGAUUAUUGAAAAUUCCUUAUUAAUAUAUUUGUUAUUUUGUACCCCGAAAGCCCAUUCAAAGAGUUUCAACUUAA